CCAGACAUUCAAGCAGUUGAACACCCAGUACAACGCCGCACGAACACAACAGGUCCACCUCUCGCUGUUCACCGUGUCAAGGUGUCGUUCAAGGAUGAGCCAGGUGAAGGAAGCGGCGUGGCGCGGAGUUUCUACACAGCCAUUGCUCAGUCUGUCUUGUCACAAGAAAAACUUCCCUCAUUAGAAGGAGUGAUGGUGGGCAAGAGCUUACAGUAUAAUUUAAUACAAAGAUUAAGGUCACGGGAGCGCCAGAGAUCACAACUUUUGCGACAACGCAGCCGUGAGCGAGAAGGUCGUAGGUCUCUGUCUUAUGACGCGCCACCAUUUUACAUGCCUUCUGAUGCUGGGACAGCAGGAGGAAGUGGAUCAGCCGAGCCCCCUAGUGGUGAAAAUUACGAGCCUCUCUCACAUUAUCGCAGGCAGCUCGGGGAGAGACUGUAUCCUAAAGUCCGAACUCUCCAACCGUCACUGGCAGCCAAGAUCACAGGGAUGUUACUAGAGUUGUCUCCUGCACAGCUGCUCUUGUUGCUGGCCUCAGAAGAUUCUCUGCGCCAGAGAGUUGACGAGGCGGUGGAGGUCAUCAUGUCACAUGGCAGAGAAAUGAACGCCGACGCUUUGCUGGAUCUGGACAUCUUCAAUCUGUCUGCUGACAAAGCCAAGAAGACGAGUGUGCCUGAUCACCGCAGCGACAUGGACGAAGACGAUGAAAUAGAGGAUAAUGUCCCCUUGUUUUGGCAGCCGGGAAAACGAGGGUUCUACUUCCCACGGCCAGGAAAGAAUUCACCGGAACGAUUAAAUGCAUUUAGGAAUGUUGGCAGGAUAAUAGGCUUGUGUUUACUCCAGAACGAAAUGUGUCCGUUAUUUUUGACGCGACCGGUCUUUAAAUUUAUUCUUGGUCGUAAAAUCGGCUGGCACGACCUGGCGUUUUUCGACCCUGUGAUGUACGAGAGUUUACGCCAGCUUGUAGUGGAUGCACAAACAAAAGACGCCUCCAUCAUGUUCCAGGCAUUAGACAUGAACUUCUGUAUAGAGCUUUGUCCUGAAGAGGGCGGAGGUCAGGCUGACCUUGUGUCCGGUGGAUCAUUGGUAGAGGUCACAGCACAGAACGUACAUGACUACGUCCGUAGGUAUGCAGACUUCAGGAUGUUCAAGGUUGCACAGAAGGCACUCAAGCAUUUACAGAUGGGUGUGUUAGACGUGAUCCCUGCCCACACACUGGAGGGCUUAACCGCAGAGGACCUAAGGCUGCUCCUGAAUGGUGUUGGCGACAUCAAUGUACAGACGCUCAUCAGUUACACCUCCUUCAACGACGAAAGUGGUGAGAACAGCGAGAAGGUUCAGAGGUUCAAGCGUUGGUUCUGGUCGGUGGUGGAGAAAAUGAACAAUCAUGAACGCCAGGAUCUGGUUUAUUUCUGGACGUCAAGCCCAGCCUUACCGGCCAGUGAGGAAGGGUUCCAGCCCAUGCCUAGUAUUACAAUACGGCCAGCAGAUGACGAUCAUCUACCUACAGCCAACACGUGUAUAUCACGCCUGUAUAUUCCACUCUACUCUACCAAGCUCAUCCUGAAGAGCAAGCUGCUGCUGGCCAUUAAAACAAAAGCCUUCGGCUUUGUUUGAAGGAGAUUUGAGACUUUGCAAUAUGGAGGAUUUGUGGAAUAAAUGAUAUCUGAAUGCCACUUGAAAGCUCCAACCAAGGGAGAUACGCUGGGAGUGUAAUGUCCAGGUCUAGGAAAAUCCAGUGUCUAGCUGGUGGAUUCCUGCUUCUGCAGAAAACAGUGAAGAGGUCUUACAAGGGACAUAACUGCAGCCGGAACUGUUGUAAAAGCUUUUCGUUUCAACCUUGUUAUGCUGUUCUCCCUGUAUUUUGUCAAGUUUAGUAUUGGAGUGGGGGAAUGUUAUUCGUGUGGAGAAAAAGCUGAUAGCUAUUAUGACUGACUAAAGGAUCAAUUCGUAUUUUUGUCAAGUCUUCGAUUUUGGAGGCUUCACUAGUACAUGAACCACAAUCUCUGACCAAUCAUGUUCUGGAUACUGAAACAAACUGUGUUUGUUACAAUGAUUGUCAUUGGCUAUAUAUGUUUGAUGAUGGGGUCUUUCUACAGCAAGCAGCCAAUACUUUGAACAAUGGAUCAGUUUUCAGUCAGAAUGUUUGUGCCUUGUUUUAUUUAUGUCCAAGCAUAUGUGCAGAAUUGUGAAAAGCUGAAAGAAAGGGCUUGUUUUGUUUUGAAUUCUAGCUACCUUUAUUUACCUUGAGGUACAAGUUUUAAGUGUCUUUAAAUUUGAGAGAGACGAACAGUGUUAUAAAGCCAUCAUGUGUUCUAUUAAAUUACCAUUUUACGGAGACUUCAAAACUUUGCCAUCCAAAAUUCUUAAAUGAAAUGCACAAAUUCCUUUUACGUGGCAGUUGAAAUUCAAGUUAAUUGAGAUAGUGUGAUCAGUUAUCAAUUUAUAGACAAGGCUUUUUUGGCUAAGUGCAAAGAUGGUGUUAAUCGCUGAAUUUACAAUUAAAUUUAAACGUUAAGUGUUGGAUAUCUUCUGGUUUGCUGUGAAGAAUCUUGCAGUAACUGAUUCAGUUGUCAGCUGUGUUGGUGUGGUAUUUUUUACCAGAAAAAAAAGUGACAAGAAACAUUUGUCUAGACUUCCACUUUGUAACUGUCUGGAAAGGAAACUUGCUGUUGGCAUCAAUGGUUCCAUGGGAUUGACACUUGUCAGGGCCAUAUCUAGAACCAUUUUAGUUCUGGAAAACAUUUGGGCUCCCAAACGGUUACAUUGAGCUCAAUACAAGCUCAAGCUAUUACAUGUACAUGUAAAUUGAACAAAAGAUGUGAUGGCUUACCAAUAAAAAAUUUAGUUUUCAUACAAACUUCUUUCAUCCACAGACUUUAAAGCCAUCAGAAAGAAUCAUUUGAGUUGCAGUUUGUAGCAUUUUCAAGUUUAGGAUCAGAGCCUUUAGUUUUUUUGUUUUUUUUUUUAGAUAUGGCCCUGGUUCUGCCAUCUCUGAACCAGCCUUAAUUCAGUCUUACAGAUUAAUCAAGGUUCUGUGUGUAUUGUAAGUUAGUCAUUUCUAGCAAAAACGGAGAAUAGAUAUUACACCUCAAAUCAGAAGCCUGGAAAUAGAUGUAAGCUCAAACUAUGUAUGGAAAUUACUUCAAUCUGUUAACACUGACGACACAGGUAGGUUCAGAAAAAUCCCAGAUAAAUUUCGGUUUGUACGAAAGUUUCAGUGUGAAGUUCACUUUCUUCUAAAUGUCAUAUCCAUAUUAUCAAAUGUUCUUUGAAAGAAGUAAAUCAGUUCUGGUUUUGAAAAGUAACUGAAAUCAUUUAUGUUUCUCUCUGAAUUAGGCAUCUUCUCAAUAAAUAAUGGAACUGUCAAAUGGCCAUGUUAAAAUCUAUGUUAAUUUUGUAGUCCUCGCUAUGAUGUGUUCUCAUCUUUUUCCCCAUUUCAUCAGUGUUGUAGAAGUAAAUUUGUUUCAUGAAAUGAAAAUUGGGGUACAAGGUGACUUCAUGUAUAUCUGUUGCUCGAAUGAAAUCAAGAUGGCUGACUGUAGUCCUGUUAACCGGCAACUCAUGUGGCUACAAUGUGAUUCUCUUUAAGUCAUCAAAUGAAUAAAG
This is a messenger RNA of Liolophura sinensis, 3609 nucleotides long. RefSeq names its product E3 ubiquitin-protein ligase UBR5-like. The transcript has 10 exons. Gene Ontology annotation, molecular function: RNA binding; ubiquitin-ubiquitin ligase activity. The record is from RefSeq and is a predicted model, not a curated record. NCBI's taxonomy places the organism in Eukaryota, Metazoa, Mollusca, Polyplacophora, Chitonida, Chitonidae. Gene Ontology annotation, biological process: protein polyubiquitination; positive regulation of canonical Wnt signaling pathway. The coding region runs from base 193 to 1617 and encodes 474 amino acids. Gene Ontology annotation, cellular component: cytoplasm; nucleus.